Messenger RNA from Vigna radiata var. radiata (mung bean), 2052 nucleotides. RefSeq names its product ultraviolet-B receptor UVR8. Lineage: Eukaryota; Viridiplantae; Streptophyta; Magnoliopsida; Fabales; Fabaceae. The record is from RefSeq and is a predicted model, not a curated record. Bases 160 to 1383 code for a protein of 407 amino acids. The transcript is spliced from 9 exons.
UAAACUCCUCUAUUUUCUCUCAGUCUCAGGGUUUUGGCUUCAACAAACGCAGCGUUGUCGUCGUUUCGUUUCGUUCUUCUUAUUUAGAAGAGGCCAGGGGAAUUUCUUCUGCGUUUUGGACCUUCGUCUUGUCGCUUCCUGGAUCGGACUUUUCUCGCCAUGGGCGAAAACGAAGCUGCGGAGGAAGCGAAGGUGGUGGUUGAGGAGGAAGAGUGCGCUGAGAAAAUGGUGUACAUGUGGGGAUACCUUCCUGGAUCCUCGCUGGAAAAAUCUCCGAUACUGUCUCCGGUGCCGGUUCCUCUCACCGAUCCUUCACUUGCAGGAGAUUCGUGGAAGGACGUUUGCGGUGGUGGUUGCGGAUUCGCCAUAGCCAUUUCAGAGAAAGGGAAGCUCAUGACGUGGGGUUCUUCGGAUGAUGAAAGCCAGAGCUACUUGACUUCGGGGAAGCAUGGGGAGAUUCCAGGGCCUUUUCAGCUUCCGACAGAGGCUUCAGUGGUGAAGGCUGCUGCCGGUUGGGCUCAUUGUGCUACAGUCACUGACAUAGGUGAAGUGUACGCCUGGGGCUGGAAAGAAUGUGUGCCUUCUGGGAAAGUCAUUACUGAUUUCAUCACUAUGGGAAGCCUUCAAAAAGAUACCACUGGGAAACAAAGUUCAUUAAUAGCCGAGCAAGGAAGCCCUCAAAGCUCCAAUACAAGCAGUGGAUCAGAUUCUCAUCAUGACAAGAAAUCAGGAGAUGAAGUUGUAAAGAGAAGGAAGAUCUCCUUCACUAGACAGGACUCUGAGAGUCAAGCAUCUGGCGAUGAAUUCUUUACUGUCUCUCCUUCUCUUGUGACCCUUGGCAAUGAAGUGAAAAUUACUUCUGUAGCAGUUGGUGGGAGGCAUACCUUGGCACUGUCAGAUGUGGGACAGGUCUGGGGUUGGGGCUAUGGAGGUGAAGGGCAGCUAGGAUUGGGUUCUCGAGUAAAGAUGGUGUCAUCCCCUCAUCUUGUACCUUGUAUUGAAUCUGCAUCUGGGAAGGAUAAAUCAUCGACUUUUCAUCAAGCAAGUGGUGCUGGAGCUCAAGGGUCAAAUAUUCUUGGAAGCUUUGUGAUGGAGAUUGCUUGUGGAGGCCGGCAUAGUGUUGUGAUAACGAAUACUGGAGCCCUUCUUACUUUUGGCUGGGGUCUGUAUGGUCAGUGUGGACAAGGGAAUAAUGCUGAUCAGCUUAGACCAACUUUAGUUCCUUCAUUUUUGGGAACCAGAGUCAAAAAAAUUGCUGCUGGGCUUUGGCAUACAUUGUGUGUUACUAUAACUGGUCAAAUUUAUGCAUUUGGUGGGAAUCAGUUUGGACAGUUGGGUACCGGUAGUGACCAGCCUGAGCAACCAGAGUGCUUGUGUGUCUAGGUGCCCCCACAAGUUGUGCUCUUUAAUGGAGAAAUUGACGCGAUGAUCAUUCCUGCCAUUGUUAUUUUGUUCUGUUGUGGAGCUUCAUGCCAUGCAGUUAGAUGUAACAAGAAGUCCUAGAGAGUUUGUGCAGCGACAUAGGGAACACCCAAUCAGCUGUGUCAAGGGUCCGAAGGAAAUGCUCGUCUUCAUGCUUCAUAGACUAUAAACUAGAAUGUUAAUUUACUAAUUUGAAAUAAAAUAAUUUCAAAUUGACGGCGGAAAUUGUGAUUCAUCCGUCACACUUGCAUAUAUGUUUUUGGAACAAAUGAAGUUUGAAAUUAUUUCCCCAUAUCAUGUAAGAAAAUGUCACUGCAAGCUCUAGAGAACUGUCUAAUAGGGUUUAUAUCCCUGCAGAUUUUUAACCAUAAAAAAAUAUGUUCGCAAGAUAGAUUCUUGGCAGAACAUUAGAAAGAAAUCUCAAGGAACAGCAUUUUCUGUAGACAUCACAACUGAGGUCACUAAAUUUAUGUGUUUUUCCUUGAGACAAUAAUCUCCUUUAAUUAUCCUCAAUUAUUAACUUGUAAUUUCCUUAAAAUAUAAUGUUACCCAAGGGCAUACGACUUAAACAAAUUCUAUUAGAAUAACUACACCAAGCCUAAAAAUUUUCAAGUCAAUGCAUUAUAAUUU